Macrobrachium nipponense is the source of this 486-nucleotide messenger RNA. Its product is annotated as glycine-rich protein-like. The record is from RefSeq and is a predicted model, not a curated record. NCBI's taxonomy places the organism in Eukaryota, Metazoa, Arthropoda, Malacostraca, Decapoda, Palaemonidae. Bases 38 to 277 code for a protein of 79 amino acids. The transcript is spliced from 2 exons.
AUCCCUUAUCCAGCUGAGAUCAGUAACACGUGGGACCAUGAAAGUCUUGAUUGGAAUCCUGUUGGUAGCCUUGGUGGCUGCAGAGCAGAAACGUUCAGCUGACCCUGGAAUUGGCUAUGGGGGACUUGGAGGCCUUGGCCUAGGAGGACUGGGUUAUGGUGGCCUUGGAGUUGGAGGCUUGGGUUAUGGAGGUCUGGGCUAUGGAGGGCUCGGGCAUGGUGGUCUUGGCUACGGCUUAGGCCUUAAUGGUGGAUACGGAGGUGGAUAUGGAGGCUAGGUGGCCUCUUGAGUGCUGGGAACUAUGCCAAUGGAUACAGCCACUCCACUGGAUACAACCAUGGAAACCACAUUGGAAACCAAUAUGCGGUCUGGGUGGGCUCUCACAUGGCCAUCUUAAUAAACACACGCUCGGCAAACGAAGUGCUGAUCCUGAACCAGGUUUAGACCUAUGAAGGACUUGGUGGACUUGGCGGACUUGGAGGACUA